AGUUUUCAAUAUCUUAAUCUAUACUCACAAUGGCCCCCUCAGCCACCGAACCCAGCACCAAUGCCCUGGACUUCCAGGGCGGCUUCGUCCAGAUCAUCAACGGCAAAAGUGCACCCACGGCAACAACCCGCCAUGGCAUCAACCCCGCAACUCUCAAGGCAAAGGCUGAAGUCCCUCUAGCCACCAAGGAGGACCUUGACAAUGCAGUUGCUGCCGGAAAGGCGGCCUUCAAGACGUGGUCCAAGGUCCCUUAUGAGGAGCGCAAAGCCGCCGUGCUGGCGUUUGCAGAUGCUCUUGAAAAGCAACAUGCUGAGUUCCGUGAUCUUCUGAUUUCAGAACAAGGAAAGCCUAUCCCCCAGGCAGAUGGCGAAACCACGGCGGCUGUUGCGUGGCUUAGGGGAAUGGCCAACAUCAAUAUCCCCGAAGAUGUCAUUGAGGACGACGAGAGGCACACUGUCAUCACAAGAUACGUGCCUCUAGGUGUCGUAGCGGCCAUCAUCCCCUGGAACUUCCCCGUCCUGCUGACAACCUCAAAGAUGGCCCCUGCUCUGCUCACAGGAAACGUCAUCAUCGUCAAGCCAUCACCUUUCACACCUUACUGUGGCCUGAAGAUCGUUGAGCUGGCACAGCAGUUCUUCCCUCCUGGUGUUGUCCAGUCUCUCAGCGGAGAUGACAACCUUGGCCCGUGGCUUACAAGCCACCCCGGCAUCGACAAGAUUAGCUUUACAGGUUCAACACAGACCGGAAAGCUGGUUAUGCAGAGUGCAUCCAAGACUCUGAAGAGAGUGACCCUUGAGCUAGGCGGAAAUGACCCAGCCAUCGUCUUCCCAGAUGUAGAUGUUGACAAGGUCGCCGAAAAGGUUGCCCUCUACUCUUUCAUGAACUCUGGACAGGUCUGCUUGAACCUGAAGCGCAUCUACGUCCACGAGUCCAUCUACGAGCAGUUCCGAGACGCCAUGGUCAAGCACAUCAAGGCAUACACUCUCGGCAACGGUGCUGAGGCUGGCGUCACCCACGGCCCUCUCCAAAACUCGAUGCAGUAUGAUCGUGUCAAGACCUUCUUCGAUGAUAUCGAGAAGCAGGGCUGGAAGGUCGCCGUCGGUGGCAAGAUUGAGCCUGCCACCAACGGAUACUACAUCGCCCCUACAGUCAUUGACCGACCCCCCGAGAACUCCCGAAUUGUCGUCGAGGAGCCUUUCGGUCCCAUCGUCCCUCUCCUCUCAUGGAGCACUGAAGAAGAAGUCAUUGCCCGUGCCAACAACACAACCAUGGGUCUCGGCGCCUCAAUCUGGUCCAACGACAUCGAAAAGGCCGCCAAAAUUGGCCGCGAGAUGGAAGCCGGCACUGUCUGGAUCAACACACACUUUGAGAUCAACCCCAAUGUGCCCUUUGGCGGCCACAAGGAGAGUGGCAUCGGCGCCGAGUGGGGAAUCAACGGAAUCAAGAGCUUCUGCAACGUCCAGUCCAUGUAUGUAAACAAGCACGUCGUGAGCUAGAGGUUAUAUAGACAAGCAAGCCUUGAUGAAUGAUAAACAUAGAAUGAAAAUAAAGACAUCUUUGUUUACGU
This is a messenger RNA of Trichoderma virens Gv29-8, 1567 nucleotides long. RefSeq lists its product as uncharacterized. Gene Ontology annotation, molecular function: aldehyde dehydrogenase (NAD+) activity. The coding region runs from base 30 to 1496 and encodes 488 amino acids. The transcript is spliced from 6 exons. NCBI's taxonomy places the organism in Eukaryota, Fungi, Ascomycota, Sordariomycetes, Hypocreales, Hypocreaceae. The record is from RefSeq and is a predicted model, not a curated record.